Oncorhynchus masou masou (cherry salmon) is the source of this 3159-nucleotide messenger RNA. Its product is annotated as protein Wnt-4-like. Gene Ontology annotation, molecular function: cytokine activity; frizzled binding. The record is from RefSeq and is a predicted model, not a curated record. Gene Ontology annotation, cellular component: extracellular region. The coding region runs from base 121 to 1197 and encodes 358 amino acids. Gene Ontology annotation, biological process: canonical Wnt signaling pathway; cell fate commitment; neuron differentiation. NCBI's taxonomy places the organism in Eukaryota, Metazoa, Chordata, Actinopteri, Salmoniformes, Salmonidae. The transcript is spliced from 8 exons.
GAACCAGAAACAUAGAACUAACUGACAUACUGACGGACAACGAGGCAUAACUGUGGAAACGGGCAGACUGCCGCCCAAGGACACUCACUGACCCACGGAGACGGACAGACAGACAGUCUGAUGCCAACUGUCUCCCCUGUCAAUCUCACGGCACAACUCCUCCUGCUGUUGCUAUGGGCAACCCACCCGACCAUGGCAACCAACUGGCUCUCCCUGGCAAGGAUGCCGCGCUCACGGCCCGUGUCGGGUGCUGCCCUCUGUGGGCGGCUGAGGGGACUGUCCGUGGGGCAGGUGGGGGUGUGCAGGGCGCGGGGAGAGGUCAUGGAGUCUGUGCGCAAGGCAGCCGAGAUGGUCAUAGAGGAGUGCCAGCACCAGUUUCGUAAUCGACGUUGGAACUGCUCCACCACCCCACGUGGAGUCAACGUGUUUGGUAGAGUCAUGAGCCAAGGCACGCGUGAGGCAGCCUUUGUGCACGCCCUGUCCUCGGCGGCGGUGGCGGUUGCAGUGACGCGAGGCUGCAGCCGGGGGGAGCUAGAGCGGUGUGGCUGCGACAGGAAGGUCAGAGGGGUCAGUCCCGAGGGUUUCCAGUGGUCUGGGUGCAGUGAUAACCUGUCAUAUGGUGUGGCCUUCUCCCAGACCUUUGUGGAUGAGACGGAGCGUGCCAAGGGGAUGUCGGCAGGGAGACCCCUCAUGAAUGUCCAUAACAACGAGGCUGGACGGAAGGCUAUUCUCCAUAACAUGCAGGUGGAGUGUAAGUGUCACGGUGUCUCGGGAUCCUGUGAGCUGAGGACCUGCUGGAAAGUCAUGCCCCCAUUUCGGCGCGUCGGCGCCGUGCUGAAGGAACGCUUUGAUGGAGCCACAGAGGUGCGUCUGUCCCGUAUCGGCUCCAGGACAGCCCUGCUGCCCCGGGACCCCCAGGUCAAACCUACCGCCGCCAGGGACCUGGUGUACCUUGCUGUCUCGCCAGACUUCUGCCGUCUCGACCCCGACAAUGGGAUCCCCGGGACAGCCGGCCGACGCUGUAACGGCACCUCCCGGCUGGCCCCAGAUGGCUGUGAGCUGGUGUGUUGUGGGCCAGGGUACCGGGCAGGCCGGGCUGAGAUGGUGCAGCGCUGCUCUUGUAAGUUCUCCUGGUGCUGCUCGGUCCGCUGCCAGCAGUGCAAGAACACAGUGAUGAUCCACACCUGCCGAGAAUGAACCCAGAGCACUGAGCAGACACGCAAGAACCUUACGCCUGGCCAGACACUCUAGAACACUACCCAGACACAACACUGUCCAGACACUCUAGAACACAACAGUACCCAGACACUCUAGAACACAACACUACCCAGACACUCUAGAACACAACACUACCCAGACAUUCUGGAACACUGCAAUGACCAGACCAGUGGAGGCUGCUGAGGGGAGGACGGUUCAUAAUAAUGGCUGGACCAAAGUAAAUGGAAUGGCAUGUGUUUGAUGUAUUUUAUACUAGUCCACUAAUUACGCUCCAGCCAUUACCACGAGCCUGUCCUCCCCAAUUCAGGUGCCACCAACCUCCUGUGGACCAGACACUCUAGAAUCAGGGUUCCCAACCUAGGAGGCGCCAAUGUUUCUUUUGGGGGGGGGGGGGGGACCUCCCUUGACAUAAGGGGUAUUUUUAUUUUUAUUGUUUACACCUAAAACAACUCAUAAAUCUUUGAUGCUUUAGGCUAGAAACAAGGGGUAAAAUUCCCAAGGAAGAUGCAACUCUGGGAAUAUCUUUGGUUUGUCUCUAUGACAUUCAGAAACUGAGUUAUGACCUAAAGUCAAGGAGUCAAAGAAAUUGGACUUUGCUUGGGAAGUAAUCUUAUACAAUGUGUGACUCUGUUGCUAUCAAUUGAUCUAUUCACUUUCUGUAAAUGAGAAUAGCUAUAAUUAAAUUGAGGGUCAUAUACAUUUAAAAAAAACAUAUUUGGUAGCGGAAUAACAUUUUGGGAAAUCGGGUCAAGACUUUAUUUUCCUUAUGCAUUAUUAUUCUAACCAUUAAAAGAGCCUACCUAAAAUCCUAGGUCCCUGAAAUUAAACAAAGUUACAUUUUUCAAAUGUGAAAAGUGGGGCCCUGGGGGAAAAGGUUGUAUAACACUGUCCAGACAUUGUUUGGGCUGGCAGCAUAGCCUAGUGGUUAGAGCAUUGGACUAGUACCCGGAAGGUUCCAAGUUCAAAUCGCCGAGCUGACAAGGUACAAAUCUUUUGUUCUGCCCCUGAACACGGCAGAACUUUGUUCCUAGGCUGUCAUUGAAAAAAAUAAUUUGUUCUUAACUGACUUUCCUAGUUAAAUUUUUUUUUAAAUUAUAGAACACUGAUGACAUGUUCUACAAAGUUGACCUGACUCUGGCCGUGUGGAUAGUACAAGCCAGUGCAUUAUGAGAGUGAGGACCUACGCAUGACAGAAACCUCUGCAAGGGAAGGGUGGAAUGGCCUCUCCCAUUACCUCUAAUGCCAGAAAGUAGAGAGAUACUAACAAGCAUUACAUUUUACAUUUAAGUCAUUUAGCAGACGCUCUUAUCCAGAGCGACUUACAAAUUGAGCAUGGAGAAAAAAAGCAUGGAGAAAGGAAACUCGCUGCAUAGAGCAAUAUUAACACUACCAUUGAACAUAUUACACGCAUGAUGUACUCUUUCAACCUAGACGGAUGAUGCAGCAUUGCAAGUCAGCAACCUACGCUGUGUAGGUGAUUGUCUAGAUCAUAAUGGCACACAGCCUACAGCGAGCACACACACAAUUAACUUAAACUGACAAAGCACUUAAAGCCGAAAUUAACCUCAACUAACAGGGAAAUUAUUACAGCCCUUUUCUUAAAUCGGUUUGAUUUCAGUGUAGUAGGUAGUUGCAGUCUUUAUACAUUUACUGUAUUUAUGAGUCUUUUGCCACUAUUAUUUUAUUUAUUUGUGCAUCAAUCAUCCUGUGGCCCCUCCUACCCCUCAGAAUCCACCAGUAAGGAAACCUGUCCCUUCCGCCCAGUCCAUCUACAUCCAUGUUGCUUUAGUCCAACGCUUCUGUGAAACAAUUGUGAUGCAUGUUGCUACAGUGUUCUGCAGUCAACUUGAUCAAAUAAACUUGUUUUGACGACAGUGUCUUCUAUGAUGUGUGCUGUAUAGGUCACGUGAAACAUAUAUGGAAAAAUAAGAAUUACACACU